Molecule: messenger RNA, 2957 nt
Organism: Nematolebias whitei (Rio pearlfish)
Lineage: Eukaryota; Metazoa; Chordata; Actinopteri; Cyprinodontiformes; Rivulidae
Product: roundabout homolog 1-like
Biological process (GO): axon midline choice point recognition; Roundabout signaling pathway; cell-cell adhesion
Cellular component (GO): axon; plasma membrane
Molecular function (GO): protein binding; axon guidance receptor activity
Source: RefSeq, a predicted model, not a curated record
GACUAUCUGCUGUGACCGGAUUAAAAGCCGCUCUCAGAGAUGUCUGCCAGCUGCCCGGGACUUUACCUCCUCCUGACUCUGCUAGGGAUUUGUUCAGGGUCUCGUCUUCGCCAAGAAGACACCCCUCCCCGCAUUGUGGAGCACCCCUCGGACCUCAUUGUGUCCAAAGGGGAGCCAGCCACUCUCAACUGUAAGGCAGAGGGCCGUCCAAUCCCAACGGUGGAAUGGUACAAAGAUGGUGAGCGCGUUGAGACAGACAGAGACAACCCCCGCUCCCAUCGUAUGUUGCUACCCAGCGGCUCCCUCUUUUUUCUGCGUAUCAUCCAUGGACGACGGAGCAAGCCGGAUGAUGGCAGCUAUGUUUGUGUGGCUCGAAACUAUCUGGGCCAAGCAAUUAGUCACAAUGCAUCCCUGGAAGUAGCCAUUUUACGUGAUGACUUCAGGCAGAACCCAGUUGACGUUAUGGUUGCCGUUGGUGAGCCUGCAGUGCUGGAGUGCCAGCCCCCCCGGGGACACCCAGAACCCACAAUUUCCUGGAGGAGAGAUGGUGCCAACUUGGAUGACAGAGAUGAACGCAUUACAAUCCGGAGCGGCAAGCUUAUGAUCACCAACACCAGGAAGAGCGAUGCAGGAAAAUACAUCUGUGUUGCCACAAACAUGGUGGGAGAGAGGGAGAGCGAGACUGCGGAGCUCACAGUGCUAGAGCGGCCAACCUUUGUGAAGCGUCCCAGCAGUGUUGUGCUGUUGGCAGAUGAGAGUGUGGAGUUUCACUGUGUGGUCCAAGGAGACCCUGUUCCCACUGUCCGCUGGAGGAAAGACGACUCUGACCUACCUAAGGGCAGAUUUGAAAUCCUAGAGGACCACACUUUGAUUGUUCGCCAAGUUACCUCUUCAGAUGAGGGCUCCUAUACAUGUGUAUCAGAGAACAUGGUCGGGAAGUCUGAAGCAUCUGCCACGCUCACUGUGCAUGUUUAUUCAGUGCCCCCUGCGUUUGCCAUUCGCCCCAGGAACCAGGCGGUGUCAGUGGGCAGGACGGUCACCUUCCAGUGUGAAGCCACUGGCAACCCGCAGCCUGCUAUUUUCUGGCAGAGGGAAGGCAGUGAGAGUCUUCUGUUCUCAUACCAGCCACCUCAGCCCUUUAGUCGCCUGUCCGUCUCUCAGAUGGGCAGCUUGACCAUCACGGGUGUUCAGCGCUCUGACGCUGGCUUCUACAUCUGCCAGGCUCUCAACAUUGCUGGCAGUGUUAUCACCAAAGCACUGCUGGAGGUUACAGAUGCUGGAUCAGACCACCCUCCUCCUGUCAUUAGACAAGGCCCAAUCAAUCAGACUGUUCCUGUAGACAGCACGGUGGUACUGAGUUGCCAGACUGCUGGCAUACCACCACCCACAAUCCACUGGAAGAAGGAUGGAAUGGUGUUGUCUCCUGUAGACUCUCGGAUGUCCCUAACAGAAACUGGAUCACUGAAGUUCCAUUAUGCUAAACUUGGAGAUUCAGGAUUCUACACAUGUAUCGCCUCCAGUUCAAGUGGAGAAGCUGCAUGGACAGCAUAUUUGCAAGUAGAAGAAUUUGGGGUUGUUGUACAGCCGAGUCAUCCCAAAGAUACUAAUCUGAUUCCCAGUGCUCCAUCUAAACCUGAAGUCUCUGACGUCAGCCACACAUCGAUCACUCUGUCUUGGAAAUCCAAUCCUAAUCCCAGUCCACCACCAGUAUUUUACCUAAUUGAGGCAUUCAGUUAUACUUUAGGUAACAGAUGGGUGACCGUUGCAGAGCAUGUGAAGGCAGAGAACUUUGUCUUGACAAAUCUGAAACCUGGAGCCAUCUACCUCUUCAUGGUCAGAGCAGUGAAUGCUUACGGCCUCAGCGAUCCAAGUCCGAUCUCUGAUUCUAUCAGAACACAUGACAGCAGUUCCACCUUGCAAGGGGUGGACCAUCGUCACAUCCAGAGAGAGCUGGGAGACGUUGUGAUUCACCUGUACACACCGAGUGUGCUGUCAUCUUCUGCUGUCAGAGUCAAGUGGAUGGUAGAGCAGCAGUCACCUUAUAUCCAAGGUUACAAGGUGCUUUACAGGGCGUCUGCUGAGCAUGGCCAGCCUGAGGCCCAGUGGAGUGUCCUGGAGGUGCGUGCUCUGCUGGAGGACGGGGUGGUGAUCAGUCAGCUAAAGAAAGGAGCGAUUUACGAGUUCAAAGUACGACCUUUCUUUGAUGAGUUCCAGGGAGCUGACAGUGAGGUGAAGGUGGUCAGGACGUUAGAAGAAGCUCCUAGGAGAGCACCCCAGGGUGUCACUGUCACAAAGAGUGAUGCCAAUGGGACAGCUAUCAUUGUUUCCUGGAAACCACCCUACGAGGUGGAAGAGGAUGGAGUCAUUCAGGAAUACAAGAUCUGGUGUCUGGGUAACGAGAGCCGCUACCAUGUGAACCAAUCGGUGGAUGGUUUCACCUUCUCCGUGCUCAUUCUCAGUCUGGCCCCAGGAAUUCGCUACAGCGUUGAAGUGGCAGCCAGCAAUGGUGCUGGACCUGGAGUCAGGAGUGAUGCUGCUUUCUUCCAGUUAGACUCCACAGGCCAGAUGAUGGACAUCAGUGACAAAAGAGACACUUUAGCACAGAUCUCGGAUGUGGUGAAGCAGCCGGCGUUUAUUGCCGGCAUUGGCGCCACCUGCUGGUUGACUCAUGAUUUUCAGUGUGUGGCUCUAUCGUCACCGCAAGAAGAGGAGCGGCCUCAGCAGCACUUACACCGGCAUCCGCAAGGUUCCAUCAUUCACCUUUACACCCACAGUUGCAUAUCAAAGAGGAGACUCUGUGUGCGGUGCUGGCAGGGCUGUCCCUCUCAGCAUGGGCGAACCACUGAACCAGCUGUGGCUGCCAGAAAAUUGGCCCAAUGCAUGUGCCAAUCAUAAGGACUGCAGCAUCAACUGCUGCAAUAAUGGCAAUGGCACGAGCGACAGUAACAUGACAACAU